UGUGUGUGUGUGAGAGAGAGAGCGGGGGAGUUCCACGUUCGCCCAGGAGUUCCUGCAUAUUCUCGCCCCGUCCCGGCUGCUUUGGCCGGGGUCCCCUCUCUUUGCACGCGCGCAUCUUUUUCCCGUUCUACUCUCAUUCGGUCUUUCCUUUUGCUUGCCUAAGACUCUUAGUCCUGGUCCUUGCCCGGGCUGGGGUAAAUCUGUGCGCGCUCCCCACCUCUCCCCCCCCCCCCCCGCCCCCGCCGCCCCUCGCAGCUGAAUAUUUUCUUUCCAUUAAAAAUUUUUACCCAUACCUUCUUCGGUGGGGUCCCCGAGCAUUCUACUCUCUACCCACUUUUCUACCACUGGGCCACUCUCAGCAGAGUUUUAUUUUUCUGUCUUGCCCGGGCCGAGUCCGGCCGGGGCGGGUGGCUCGCACCCGGCGCUCCGCCGCCGCCGCCGCCGCCGCCCAGCUGCGCGGGGGCGCCCUCCGGAGAUGCUGCCGUGGAAGAAGCACAAGUUCGAGCUGCUGGCCGAGGCGCCGCCACGGCAGGCGUCCAAGCCCAAGGGCUACGCGGUGAGCCUGCACUACUCCGCGCUCAGCUCGCUGGCCCGGGCGUGCCCCGAAGGCGCGCUCAGCCGGGUGGGCAGCAUGUUCCGCUCCAAGCGCAAGAAGCUGCACAUCACCAGCGAGGACCCCACUUACACCGUGCUCUACCUGGGCAAUGCCACCACCAUCCAGGCGCGCGGCGACGGCUGCACUGACCUAGCGGUGGGCAAGAUCUGGAGCAAGAGCGAGGCGGGCCGUCAGGGCACCAAGAUGAAGCUGACUGUGAGUGCGCAGGGCAUCCGCAUGGUGCACGCCGAGGAGCGCGCACUGCGCCGCCCGGGCCACCUCUACCUGCUGCACCGCGUUACCUAUUGCGUGGCGGACGCUCGGCUGCCCAAGGUCUUCGCCUGGGUAUACCGGCACGAGCUCAAGCAUAAGGCGGUAAUGCUGCGCUGCCACGCGGUGCUCGUGUCCAAGCCCGAGAAAGCGCAGGCCAUGGCCCUGCUGCUCUACCAGACGUCGGCCAACGCACUCGCGGAAUUUAAAAGGCUCAAGCGGCGGGACGAUGCGCGUCACCAGCAGCAGGAGCUGGUGGGCGCGCACACCAUCCCGCUAGUGCCGCUGCGCAAGCUGCUCCUGCACGGACCCUGCUGCUACAAGCCGCCGGUGGAACGCAGCCGCAGCGCGCCCAAGCUGGGCUCCAUCACCGAGGACUUGCUCGGCGAACAGCAGGAGCAGGAGCUGCAGGAAGAAGAGGAAGAGGAGCACACCGAGGGCUGCCUGGAGGAGGAGGAGGAGGAGGAGGAGGAGGAGGAGGAGGAGGAGGAGGAGGAGGAGGAGGACCGUGUUGGGGAGGAGGACCCGGCAGCGGAAGAGGCCGAGGCGCAGCGGGCGCUGGUGGUGGCCAUGCACUUGGAAUGCGGGGACUUGCUGGACACGCUGGAGAGUGGCCGCGAGGAGGCGCUAGGGGGUGGCGGGGACUCGGUGGGCCCCGGGGCUAGGCCGCCGCCUCUGCUGCUGGGCAGCGCCUCUGACGUGAAGGCCGAGCUGUCGCAGCUUAUUAACGACCUUGGCGAGCUCAGCUUCGGCAACGACGUGCGCAGCCUGCAGGCCGACUUGCGGGUGACACGCCUGCUGUCCGGCGAGAGCACCGGCAGCGAGAGCUCCAUCGAAGGUGGGGGCCUGGACGCCUCCUCGGCCACCGCCGGGGACCGGUCGGGCCCUGACGACAGCGCGGGCCCAGAGGAGCCCCACUAGGGCUGAGAUCCCAGCAGCCUCCUGUGCGUGCCCCUAGCGCCCCACCGUGACUCCCCACGGGUCUUUUCGACAACCUCCUUACCCGCAGUUCUCCUCCCCCCUCCCCCAUCCCACCGCCCCCCUCCCCAGAAGCGGGGAAAUGGGACACUUGAGGCCCAGAGUUACCCUGCCCCUCUCCUUCGGCACAUUUGGCUCUGUUUGAAGAGGUGAAGAGGGCUGAGGUUGCGGGUGGAGACAUGCGAGGAGGCAAACCCUGCACGGAAGGAGAGAGAGGCAGGGGUGAGGGAAGGGCCCGCUGGUUAGUGGGCCCGCUGGUUAGCAGUCCCACAGGCAAGAGGUGCCUGCCGGCCAGUUUCCUGUUUGUGGGGCAGCUGGGGCCUGAGGAGGAGGGGUUAAUUUCCUCUCCACCCCACCGACCCGCCGGAAUAACAGUAACUGGGAGCGGCCUAGCGCUGUCCUUGACAUGUCAUUAAAAAAAAAAAAAAAUCUGCUCUCAACAAUGUUUGAGCCUCUAAUGCCACCUCCUUGCCCCAGUCUUUUUGGUGCGAGAGCUUGGGUUGUUUACCUCAGACUCAGACCCUUGAAAUUCUGCCAAAUUCCUCAAAUAACUGUUUAGGGGUGGUGGGGGGGGGGUGGGGAUGAAAGAAAGUUGCAUUUUGUUUACAGUUAAAGACAUCUAAUAUCUGAAAAAGGAGUUUUCCUUUCAAAACACACACUUUACUCCUGCUCAAAAGAUCUCCCUCCAUGAUACUGUGUAAAAUAUUUUGCACUGUUGUGAAGUAUUUUUGACCUUUUUUUUUUGUACAUAACUGUGUUCUCAGAGCUAAAUGUUUAUAUCUUUUGCUGUGCAAAAGGGACAUGUAAAAUGUUGUUCAGUUGUACAUACAGAAAUGUGUAUAAAACAUUUUGUUAUUUUUUAAGAGUAGCCCUGCUCUGGUUCUGUUUGCACGUCCAGCGGGGAGAGAAUAAAGAGGACAAUGUUAACAGAA
This is a messenger RNA of Leopardus geoffroyi (Geoffroy's cat), 2775 nucleotides long. It is a transcript of the gene FAM43A, whose product is annotated as family with sequence similarity 43 member A. Lineage: Eukaryota; Metazoa; Chordata; Mammalia; Carnivora; Felidae. The transcript has a single exon. The record is from RefSeq and is a predicted model, not a curated record. The coding region runs from base 476 to 1786 and encodes 436 amino acids.